AGGUCAGUCGGGACGCUGAGGUGGCCAGCAUCUGGCUCUUCGGUGCUCGGGGGCUUCGCUCAUUCCUUGCCACAUCUUUCCCUGGAAGGGGAGGGGGCUUCGACCCGGAGCAGGAGCCACCGCGGCCAUAGUCCCGGGCUUGAAGCCGCUAAGACUUCUCUCAAACUUGUGUGCUGAGGAGACUCAGAUGUUGGCCUCAGCUCUCAGGCUCAACUCAGCAGAUCAGCCCAUGAAAACUUCUGUAUCGAGACAAAGGAAAGGAUCUGUCAGGAAGCAACAUCUGUUAUCCCAGGCGUGGCAGUAAGGAAGAGGACAGGUAACGGAAAUCCUGCAAUCUGAAAAGCAGACUGAAAGGUGACAAAGAAGCUGAAGAUGGGUGGUGGAGAGAGGUAUAACAUUCCAGCCCCUCAAUCUAGAAGCGUUAGUAAGAACCAACCGCAGCUCGGUAGACAGGAGACCAAGGAUCAGAAUUCCCAGAUGAAGACUGUUCAUAAGAAAAAGGAAAGAGGAGAUACUUAUAAUUCAUCAGCAGCUGCAUGGCAUGCCAUGCAGAAUGGGGGGAAGAACAAAAGUUUUCUAAAUAAUCAAAACUGGAACUCUAGCUUCUCAAGUCCCACCUUACUUUUUAAGUCUCAAACGGAUCAGAACUAUGCUGGAGCCAAGUUUAGUGAGCCGCCAUCACCAAGUGUUCUUCCUAAACCACCAAGCCACUGGGUUCCUGCUUCCUUUAAUCCUUCUGAUAAAGAAAUAAUGGCAUUUCAACUUAAAACCUUACUUAAAGUACAGGUGUAAAAUGAGAUAAACUACUAAUGUUUAAAUUUAGUCAUAGUUAAGGAUAAUUGGCAAUUGUUUCAGACCAAAUUGACUAGGGAAUUAAUCUGUAAAACUGCUAAUUAACCUAGAAAAUAUAAUUAGACUUCAUGUUGUUUUAUGUUAUGUGCACUGUGAUGGUAGAAUCAGCGCAAGUUAACUAAAUUAUUGAUAAUUGUACUUGAUAUUGAUACAAAGUGUUCUCAAUUGAGUAACCAUUCAAGUGAAACCUUUCAAGUUUAGAUUUGGGGAAUGGUAAAGGAAUCAACUUUUUCUGUUGCCUGUUAGGGGAAAAUAAGAACUUAAGAUUGUCAUUCAUGGAUCAGCAGGUUGACUUGUUGAGAUCUGGUAAAUGUUAUUAUAAGCAUCCAGCUAAGACAUACAGGGUUGAAAACUGGUUGAAUAUUUGAAAGUGUAGUGUCCUAGUAAAGUAAUAUGCCAACAACCUGAUGCACUGCCAAAAGGAAAUGUGAAUUUUUAGAGAAUAGUUGUCUUUUAGUGAACUGUAUGGUGGUGAACAUGGAAAGGGCACUACGGGCUAUUUAGAAUGAAACCGUAUACCCCAUUGGCCCUGUUACGUGCAGUGGAUAGGUGUCUACCAACAAGUGCACCAAAACCAUUUUUUAUAGAAACAGUAUUUGGUGUUCACCAAGUAGCUUUCAAAAUACAUUCUUGUAUUAUGGCACUGCAUAAGCUAUUCUGACCGUGAUCUGGCUUCAAAUCAUCCCUGCAAAGCUCGUUUAAAGUGGGGAGCUGUAUAAUGUGAAAGUUCUAUGUACCUAGGAAAGAGCCAUGGAAAUAUAUGUAAUAAACUUGUAGCAUAUGUAAAGUUUUGUUGGCAUUUAUCCUACAAAAAUAGAGUAUUUUAGUAUGAAUUUGCUGAAUGUAAGACAUGGACUCUUUUUUUUAUACUAUGGCCUGAUUUUAAAGGUCCAAGAAAACCUUGUUUUUAAAGUUUGCCCUUGUGCUAAAGUGCCAGUGUUUGUAUGUUAGAAUUGAUCUUGCUGUAAACUGUAUUUCAAAGUAAAUCCUAGUGUAAGAAGUUUUAUAUAACUGAAAAGGUUUUAAGCUGCUAAAACACUUUCCUAUUUUUGAGAGAUGUGAAAUGCAGUAUGGGAUUAUUUUUUCUUUCUUAAAUGCAAAAAUUAACUAUUAAGGGGUCCCUCCAACCUUAGUUUCAUUUUGGCUUUCAAGAAUUCAUGUAACCUAAGAGUACAGUGUACGAUGGCAGUGUAUUUUAUUUUUUUUGUCAACAGGUGCAACCCAAGGAACCACUUAUUGCAAAAGAUGUAAUUUCUUGCAUAAUACAACGAUAACAUGUUUUGCUUACCUUAAAGAUAAGUGCUAAUUAUAGCAGCCAACCCAGUAGUAAAUUAAAAGAAAAUGUGUGUAGGGGGGAGGUCUAUUUAAAAUUUGAUUGUAGGUGCCCUAUUUUCUAAUUUGGCAGCUUUUUUGAUACCUUUAAGCAGAAUGGCUAAGUUGUAUUUCUCCAAAUAAAUGCAGAUGAGAUAAUAUUGCCCAAGUCAAAUAAUGAUAUCCUAAAGACAAGUUUACAAAGUACUUAAUGUACAUAUAUGAAUUUGAAGCAUGAAAUUAAAAAAUAAAAUUGUUUCCCCC
Molecule: messenger RNA, 2427 nt
Organism: Hippopotamus amphibius kiboko
Lineage: Eukaryota; Metazoa; Chordata; Mammalia; Artiodactyla; Hippopotamidae
Product: proline-rich nuclear receptor coactivator 2-like
Exons: 1
Coding region: 373-792 (139 amino acids)
Biological process (GO): nuclear-transcribed mRNA catabolic process, nonsense-mediated decay
Cellular component (GO): nucleus; P-body
Source: RefSeq, a predicted model, not a curated record